Salvia splendens (bonfire salvia) is the source of this 1211-nucleotide messenger RNA. RefSeq names its product pectin acetylesterase 11. NCBI's taxonomy places the organism in Eukaryota, Viridiplantae, Streptophyta, Magnoliopsida, Lamiales, Lamiaceae. Gene Ontology annotation, molecular function: pectin acetylesterase activity. Gene Ontology annotation, biological process: cell wall organization. Gene Ontology annotation, cellular component: plant-type cell wall. The transcript has 10 exons. Bases 66 to 1109 code for a protein of 347 amino acids. The record is from RefSeq and is a predicted model, not a curated record.
GAGGGGUUUGUAGCUGCAUAACACCACCACCAACACAACAGUAAUUUCCCUCUCUCAUUCACUAGAUGUUCAAGAUGCAUUGUAUGAUCAUUGCUUGCUUACUAGCAUCCGUAGUUGCUCAGCGCGUGAGCAGUUAUGAGCUCGUUCCGUUCACCAAAGUUGCCUUCGCAACCGAAAGGAGAGCAGUUUGUAUGGACGGGUCACCAGGCGGCUACUAUUACUCGGCCGGAUCAGGAGAUGGGGCCAAAAAUUGGCUCAUCUAUCUCAUGGGAGGAGGAUGGUGUGCAGAUAUUACUACAUGCCAAAGCUUAUUCAAUGAAACUAGAGGGAGUUCUAAAUUCAGUGGAAGCGCAAAUUUCACCGGAAUUCUUAGCCCAGACAAAGACAUAAAUCCGGAUUUCUACAAUUGGAACAGAAUUUACGUGUUCUAUUGUGACCAGUCAUCAUUUCUCGGAGACACUGAGGUUGAUGGUCAAGGACAAAAGGUUCAGUUCAGAGGGUCCAAGAUUUUUGAUGCUGUCGUGGAGGACCUUUUGGUCAAAGGAAUGGCUAUUGGAAAAAAUGUAAUUCUUUCCGGCAGAUCCGCCGGGGGCCUAGCAACCAUCCUACACUGUGACAACUUUCGAGCGCGUCUCCCCAUUGCCUGCAGGGUGAAAUGCCUUUCGGAUGCCGGAUUUUUCAUCCGAGCUGAGAAUGUCCCUAACGCGGACUAUAGAGAGCAAUUUUUUGCCUCGACCAUCAUGCUCCACAAAAUAUCCAGAUUUUUGCCCGCCACAUGCACAAAAAGAAUGGAUCCGAAUUUGUGUCUCUUUCCAGAAAAUAUAGUCGGUCAUGUUCGAACUCCACUAUUUAUACUAAAUAGUGCAUUUGAUUAUUUCCAGUUAAGGACAAUUCCUAAUUGCUUCCAAGAUGUUUUAUAUGACUUUUGCUACCUUGCGCCUGAGAGGCCCAUAUCCGAUGAUUGCUGCAAGAUUUAUGUGUCUCUUGAUUCGGGUUGCAUCCAUAGAUUCGCAGACGAAGCUACUUCACGACACGCUUGCGUUCUAUACGACUAUUACAUUGGCAUGAUGGCCGACGAUCUUGUGCGUCUGUGCAACUCUAAGAUUUAAUAGUACAUACUCCCUCCGUCCGUGACCAAUAAUCAUAUAUUUAUGUAAUAAAUGUUAUUUACUAUAAAAGUAAUAAAGAAAUAUUUGUGUGUUUUUCAGAAA